This is a messenger RNA of Alosa alosa (allis shad), 4881 nucleotides long. It is a transcript of the gene ankrd28a, whose product is annotated as serine/threonine-protein phosphatase 6 regulatory ankyrin repeat subunit A. Gene Ontology annotation, molecular function: protein binding. The coding region runs from base 428 to 3421 and encodes 997 amino acids. The transcript is spliced from 26 exons. Lineage: Eukaryota; Metazoa; Chordata; Actinopteri; Clupeiformes; Clupeidae. Gene Ontology annotation, cellular component: cytoplasm. The record is from RefSeq and is a predicted model, not a curated record.
CACGGCUCCUCUCAAGACAAAACUCACCUGGAAUAGUCCUACGCUUAGGUACACACACACACACACGGCUCCUCUCACAAGACAAAAUUCACCUGGAAUAGUCCUACGCUUAGGUACACACACACGGCUCCUCUCACAAGACAACACUCACCUGGAGUAGUCCUACGCUCAGGAACACACACACACACAAACACACACACACACACACACGGCUCCUCUCACAAGACAACACUCACCUGGAGUAGUCCUGCGCUCAGGAACACACACACACACACGGCUCCUUUCACAAGACAACACUCAUCUGGAGUAGUCCUGCUCUCAGGUACACCCACACGCACACGCACACACACACACACACGGCUCCUCUCACAAGACAACACUCACCUGGAGUAGACCUGCGCUCACAACAUCCACUCAUUGCCUAUAUAUGCUGAUUCUCUCAGGAGCAAGAGUAAAUGCCAAAGAUAACAAGUGGCUGACCCCUCUGCACCGAGCCGUGGCCUCCUGCAGUGAGGAGGCCGUGCAGGUGCUGCUGAAGCACUCUGCGGACGUCAACGCGCGGGACAAGAACUGGCAGACACCGCUCCACAUCGCCGCCGCCAACAAGGCCGUGCGCUGCGCCGAGGCCCUCGUGCCGCUGCUCAGCAACGUCAAUGUGUCGGACCGGGCUGGCCGCACCGCUCUGCACCAUGCCGCCUUCAGCGGGCACGUGGAGAUGGUGAAGCUGUUACUGUCCAGAGGGGCGAACAUCAAUGCUUUCGAUAAGAAGGACAGAAGAGCCAUUCACUGGGCGGCCUAUAUGGGUCACAUGGAGGUGGUGAAGCUGCUGGUGUCCCACGGUGCAGAGGUGGCCUGCAAGGACAAGAAGGCCUACACGCCCCUCCACGCUGCCGCCUCCAGCGGCAUGAUCAGCGUCGUCAAGUACCUGCUGGACCUGGGCGUGGAUAUAAACGAGCCGAACGCGUACGGGAACACGCCGCUGCACGUGGCCUGCUACAACGGGCAGGACGUGGUGGUGAAUGAGCUCAUCGAGUCGGGCGCCAACGUAAACCAGGUGAACGAAAAGGGCUUCGCCCCUCUGCACUUCACUGCCGCCUCGCGCCACGGUGCCCUCUGCCUCGAGCUGCUCGUGGGCAACGGCGCCGACGUCAACAUCAAGAGCAAAGAUGGUAAAACCCCUCUCCACAUGGCUGCCAUCCAUGGCCGGUUCUCGCGAUCUCAGGCUGUCAUUCAAAGCGGGGCGGAAAUUGACUGUGAAGACAAGAACGGAAACUCUCCGCUGCACAUCGCUGCUCGCUACGGCCACGAGCUGCUCAUCAACACGCUCAUCACCAACGGCGCCGACACCGCCAAGCGGGGCAUUCACGGCAUGUUCCCCCUGCACCUGGCAGCGCUCAGCGGCUUCUCCGACUGCUGCAGGAAGCUCCUGUCAUCCAACUUUGACAUCGACACCCCUGACGACUUUGGGAGGACGUGUUUACACGCUGCGGCAGCAGGGGGGAACCUGGAGUGUUUAAAUCUCCUGCUCAACACCGGAGCAGACUUCAACAGGAAGGACCGAUUUGGGAGGACGCCCUUGCACUAUGCGGCGGCGAACUGUAAUUAUCAGUGCCUGUUUGCCCUGGUGGGGUCGGGGGCCAGUGUGAAUGACCUGGACGAGCGGGGCUGCACCCCACUGCACUACGCUGCCGCCUCCGACACCGAUGGGAAAUGUCUGGAGUACCUGCUGCGGAACGACGCUAACCCAGCGAUCCGGGACAAGCAGGGCUACAACGCAGUGCACUACGCCUCCGCCUACGGCCACCGCCUCUGCCUUGAGCUGAUUGCCAGUGAAACACCACUGGAUGUGCUGAUGGAGACAUCAGGGACGGACAUCCUGAACGACACAGAUGGCCGAGCUCCCAUCAGCCCACUGCACUUAGCGGCCUACCACGGGCACCACCAGGCCCUGGAGGUUCUGGUCCAGUCUCUGCUGGACCUGGAUGUGCGCACGUCUCUGGGUCACACGCCACUGGUGCUGGCUGCCCUCAAGGGCCACGUGGAGUGUGUGGACGUCCUCAUCAACCAGGGCGCCUCCAUCCUCGUCAAGGACUACACCCAGAAGAGGACCCCCAUCCACGCAGCAGCCAUGAAUGGCCACUCGGAGUGUCUACGUCUGCUCAUCGGCAGUGCUGAUCUACAGACCGCUGUCGACAUUCAGGAUGGGAAUGGACAGACGCCACUGAUGCUGUCGGUGCUGAGCGGCCACACGGACUGCGUCUACUCGCUGCUCGGCAAAGGGGCCAACGUGGAGGCCCGGGACAAGUGGGGCAGGACCGCCCUCCACCGCGGGGCGGUGACGGGGCACGAGGCGUGUGUGGAGGCGUUGCUGCAGCACAGCGCCACUCUGCUGGUCAGGGACUGUAGGGGGCGCACUCCCCUGCACCUGGCGGCGUCCUGCGGCCACAUCGGCGUGCUUGGGGGCCUCCUGCAGGCAGCACAGUCGCUGGACGCCAUCCCUGUUGUCACGGACAACCGAGGCUACACGCCGCUGCACUGGGCCUGCUACAACGGCCAUGACACUUGUGUGGAGAUGCUACUGGAGCAGGAUGUGUUCCACAAAAUGGAGGGCAACUCCUUCAGUCCACUGCACUGUGCCGUUAUAAAUGAUAAUGAGGGGGCAGCAGAGAUGCUCAUCGACACGCUCGGUCCAGCCAUCGUCAACGCCACCGACUCCAAAUCCAGAACCCCUCUGCACGCGGCGUCCUUCACGGACCACGUGGAGUGCUUGCAGCUGCUGCUGGGACACAACGCGCAGGUGAACGCCAUCGACGCCAUGGGCAAGACGCCGCUCAUGAUGGCCGCCGAGAACGGGCAGACCAACGCCGUGGAGGUCCUGGUGAGCAGCGCCAAAGCAGAUCUCACUCUACAGGAUGGCAACAAGAACACAGCCCUGCACCUGGCCUGCAGCAAGGGGCAUGAAACCAGUGCCUUGUUGAUUCUGGAGAAAAUCACUGACCGGAAUCUCAUCAACUCAACCAACGCAGCACUACAGACGCCACUGCAUGUGGCGGCCAGGAACGGGCUAACGGUGGUGGUGCAGGAGCUGUUAGGGAAAGGAGCCAGCGUGCUGGCAGUGGACGAGAACGGUUAUACCCCUGCGCUGGCCUGUGCGCCCAACAAAGACGUGGCCGACUGCCUGGCGCUGAUUCUGGCCACCAUGAUGCCCGUGUCGCCUGGCAGCGUGGGUGCCGUGCCCGGCCUGACCUACAGCGCCAUCAACCACUACCCCAGCCCCUCCAAGGCCGUGACCUUUGACCCGCUGCCGGCACUGCGCUCAGAGCACGCGUCUUACUGCAGCUUCAACAGCCUGGGACACCGCGAGGACGGCAUGCUCGCCCCUGACGACGAGCUCAACGACUCUGACUCGGAGACCUACUGAACCCCCUUCCCCCGCCUCAAGCGCGCGCGUGCGCCUUGUUGACUGACUUGACUCCUUUAAAAAAAUAAAUAAAGUAAACAUAAAUAAUUAAAUGAAUAAACACGUCCCCGUGUCCCAUCCCAUGCCCCCUUGACCUCUGACCCCACCCCCGACCUGAUCAGAACCCAGCUUAAGGGGCAAGACCUCACACUCCCCUUGACUUUUUUUUCUCUUCCCUGUUUUCCUGGUUUUUAACGGGGACAGCACGGUCUGUAAUUGCCCUGGUCUCUUCCCCUCCCCUCGUCGGGGCUGGUAGGCCUGCAGUCUCAGGAGCCUUAGAGACUGAAGAGCCAUCGAUGGACAGAGAGAAGACGGGGGAGGGAAGAGAGAGAGAGAGAGAAUAAGAGACGCACACAGCCCACCCUUACCGCUUUGUUUAAACACUACGCAAACUCCAUCUGUUUUUUGCUGAUUCUAUGAGAACUGCGUUAAAUCUGUUACUGCGUAAAGAGCCACAUCAACACUCAGUUUUCACAUGAGUUACCCCCAACCCCCUUUUUUUCCAUCUCCAUAACCAGAUGAUUUGAAAUGUGUUGAAUGACUGACUGAAAUCAUAUGACUACUGUCGGGACUGCAUUUCCCAGAAUCCCCCACUCCCUCCCUCCCUUGGGCAGCGUGGAGAGGAAGUGCUGAAGUGUAGAAAUCAGGACUUCUGGGUGGACUGACUUUAGCCAAAGGGACCAAGUGCUGCAGGCUCCUCAUCUUGCCCCCACCUCCAUCUCCCGCGCCCCCUGCCCCCCCCUUCCCCCUCCCUGUUGCUCUUUCUUGGCAUAUUUGAGCAUGACUACAACUUCAUUUAAAGCUCCUUAUUAUUUUUUCCUCUACCUUUUUCUCUCCUUUUCAUUUUAGACACGGUAUAAUUUAUUGUGAAUGGACCGCUACAGUGUCAGUUUUCCAUGCACACAAAUCUGAUACACCCCACCCCCCCCAUUGCAUAUGAGGUUCAUGAACUGUGAGCUGGGCAGCAAGAGAGUGUGUGAGUGUGUUUGUUUGUGUGUUAAUGUUUUUGUUUGUUGGGGAGAAGGGUGGGAGUUUUAAUCUAAAGGCCUUGUCACACAUCUUUCACCCGUGCUGCCCACCGUGAUUUUGAGACCAGCCGACGAGGUGCAGUCAGGGUUUUUACUCGACUAUCUGCAGACUUUCAGAAAAUAACAGCAUUUGAUAUACAGCAACUUCAGAGAGAGGAGAGCCCUGUGUGUGUGUGUGUGUGUGUGUGUGCGUGCGCGUUGUAUCUGUGUGUGAAGUGUGCAUGUGUGCACAGACAACAUGUUUGCUGUGUGUAUGUAUGUAUGUAUGUGUGCGAGUGAGCAAGAGGGAGAGUAAUGUUGCCUUUUUUAGGUGUGCAAAAAACUGGCUUCCUGGUGCAUUGUUAUUAAAAUGAUUACUAAUAAUAAUUAAUGAAUAAAUUUUCUUUUGCCAUA